Molecule: messenger RNA, 618 nt
Organism: Trichoderma reesei QM6a
Lineage: Eukaryota; Fungi; Ascomycota; Sordariomycetes; Hypocreales; Hypocreaceae
Exons: 3
Source: RefSeq, a predicted model, not a curated record
AUAGUGGUGGAUAAUGGAAUGUGCAGGCACAUAUGGGCUGGCCCGGCUGAUGCCACCCGGGAUUGGGCGCUGGGACUGUUUACGACGGAAUUCACGUAUACCUUGAGUCUGGUGUUUAUCAAGUGGUCCAUCCUCGCCUUCUACUGGCGCAUUUUCAGCAUCCAGUUUCUCGACAAGUUGUGCCUUUGGAUCCUAGCCGGCAUGGUUGCCUGCUGGGGGGUUGCCGCUAUUCUCGUUUCGAUUUUUCAGUGCGUCCCAAUACCGGCUCUCUGGCAACAGUUCGACCCGGUCCAUCCCACCGAUCCAGACACAUUCUCAUGCGGCGUCGACAUUCACAACCUCUUCAUCGGAAAGGCAGUCCCUCACAUUGUGACGGAUGCGCUCAUCUUAAUUUUUCCACUGCCAUAUAUUUGGCAUCUGCACCUGCGUUUGUCGCAAAAGAUUGCUACAGCUGGGAUUUUUCUUGUGGGAAUUUUUGUCAGCAUUGUGUCGAUUGUUCGAUUCGUGUUCGUGCUGGAGGUUGAUCUGGACAGCCCAGAUGUGACGUGGGACCAAUGCACAGAGAUGUUAUGGACAGGGAUUGAAAUCUAUAUCGGAACUGUCUGCGGUAUGUCUUGA